UCAAACCUCAAUUUCAAAUACAAACUUACCUUAAUCUCCUCGCAAAUCCCACCUCGUACUCUCCGACAAGGUGUCAUAAAGGGAGAUCGUCUACACACAUACACAUAUACAUACAGAUUUAUAUAUAUACAUAUAUCGAUUUCGGAUUUACUGAUGAUGAGGAUUUCGACGAUGUCGGCGUGCAAGCAGCCGCCGCCGCCGCCGCCGCCGCUGAUGAAUUUUCCCGGCGGCGGAAUGAUCAAUAUGGACCAAUUGAUAAUCCCCCGGCAGCGCCGGAAGGAGAAGGCGGUGGUUGUAAUGGGAGCCACCGGGACCGGGAAGUCCCGGCUCUCCAUAGACUUGGCCACCAGGUUCGACGCCGAGGUUGUAAAUUCCGACAAGAUGCAGGUCUACAAAGGCCUGAAUAUAAUCACUAAUAAAGUCACCGGCGACGAAUGCCGCGGCGUGCCGCACCACUUGCUCGGCUUCGUGGACCCAGACCGCGACUUCUCUGCCGCCGAAUUCGCCUGCCACGCCGCCAUCGCGGCGGCGGACAUCGCCGGAAGAGGGCGGCUGCCGAUCCUCGCCGGAGGAUCGAAUUCUUGCAUAAAGGCGCUUGUCUGUGACCACAUUGAUUUCUUCGAGAAGUACGAGGUUUGUUUUAUUUGGGUCGAUGUUUCGAUGCCGGUUCUCCACUCGUUUGUGUCCAAGCGCGUGGAUCAGAUGGUGGCUGCGGGGCUGGUCGAGGAGGCGCGUGAGUUUUACGACCCCGCCGGAGAUUACAGCCGCGGCAUCCGCCGCGCGAUCGGAGUGCCGGAAAUGGACGAAUUUUUCCGGGCGGAGGGCGGCGGCGCCGCCGGGAAGCUUCUGGAAUUGGGGAUUGAGAAAAUUAAGGCGAACACGUGCAAGCUGGCGUGCACGCAGUUCCAGAACAUUCUCCGGCUCUGCGAGGUCCUGGAGUGGCGGGUCCACCGCGUGGACGCCACGGAGGCGUUCCUGAGCCGCGGCGAGGAGUCCGACGAGGCCUGGGAGCGCCUGGUGGCGGGACCGAGCACCCGGAUCGUGGGCCAGUUCCUCUGCGAGGACCAGAUAGAUCUUGUCUCUACCGCCGCCGCCGCGGUGAUUCUGUCCGGCCCCACUAACGCCGCCGUCGCCGCCGCCACCCAUUAAAAUUGGCGGGUAUAAAUAUAUAUAUAUUCCCGCGAAAAUUAACAAUAAUAAUAAACAAUAAAUUAAAUAAAUAAAUCGUCGAAAUUGUGUUCUGGGGCGGACACAGAAGGCUAGAUAUCUUUUCCGGGGUGCCACGUGGCAGACACCCAAAUAUCUUACUAUCGUAAUCAUGAUGUCAUCAUCGUCGUGGUCAUUUCUUUCUUUCUUCCUCGUUGACUUGACAAGUUUGUUGUCGGCCGUACAGUUGGAAGCAUGCAUUUCACAAGACCCUUCCUCUGUCCAAAUAAAAACUUUCACAAAAAAAAACAAAAAUUACAGAAAAUAGAGCCGUUACUAAUCAAGCAGAGGGAUCGGAGUCGGAGUGGAAGAAUUUUUAUUUUUAUUUUUACUUUUUAUU
Messenger RNA from Andrographis paniculata, 1546 nucleotides. RefSeq names its product adenylate isopentenyltransferase 5, chloroplastic. The record is from RefSeq and is a predicted model, not a curated record. The transcript is spliced from 2 exons. Gene Ontology annotation, biological process: tRNA modification; cytokinin biosynthetic process. Lineage: Eukaryota; Viridiplantae; Streptophyta; Magnoliopsida; Lamiales; Acanthaceae. Gene Ontology annotation, molecular function: tRNA dimethylallyltransferase activity. The coding region runs from base 154 to 1149 and encodes 331 amino acids. Gene Ontology annotation, cellular component: mitochondrion.